This is a messenger RNA of Hibiscus syriacus, 468 nucleotides long. RefSeq lists its product as uncharacterized. The coding region runs from base 1 to 468 and encodes 155 amino acids. The transcript has 3 exons. The record is from RefSeq and is a predicted model, not a curated record. NCBI's taxonomy places the organism in Eukaryota, Viridiplantae, Streptophyta, Magnoliopsida, Malvales, Malvaceae.
AUGGUUACUGUUAGAACAGUCAUGGCUCUUGCUUUUAUUCAUCAAUGGCCUCUUCUUCAGAUGGAUGUCUACAAUACUUUUCUCCAGGGUGAUUUAGUUGAGGAGAAUAAGAGGUUGAUUUCAGAAGAUAAGCUGUUAAAGGACAAGACAAGUUAUCAAAGGUUGAUUGGGAAGUUGAUUUAUCUCAUCAACACAAGGCCUGACAUUGCUUAUUCAGUACAAUUGUUGAGUCAAUUCAUGCAACAACCAAGGAAAUUAUACUUGGAUGCAGCUUUGAGGGUUGUCAGGAGGUCAGUAACAGGUUUUUGUGUGAAACUGGGGGACUCUUCGCUAUCUUGGAAGUCCAAGAAACAAAACACAAUUGCAAGAUCAUCUACAGAGGAAGAAUAUCGUAGCAUGGCAAUUACUGCAGUAGAAAUAGUGUGGUUAACAGGCUUGUUGAAUGAACUUAGGUUUAAAAACACAUGA